GACAAUAGAAUUCCUAAAAACGCAAGCAGCAGCGUACGAUCUGUCUUAGGCACUGAGACAUAUACCUUCAUCGUCUACAAUACCUAUAGAUGGGAGGGAAAAAAGCAUCGACCCCACCAUCGGUAAGGAAUUCUGGACUCGUAGAAUUCCGGAUCUCUAAAAGCUUGGCGUUUGUGGAAUAUCGCAAGUGUCGCCCGAGUCAUAUUUAUAAUAUAUAAUAAUCCCUCUCGACCCAUUCUGGACCGCUUAGUUCUAGGAGCUACAGGCACGAUUACCCUCACAAUGGCGGUUUUGGGAAUCAUAUUGGGCCUGCUAGCGGCGGGAUUCGGCAGUACAGCAGCAGGACUCACGAGAGCCGAUCCCGUAGUGACACUGACGAAUGGUAGCUACGAGGGCUUAUACCUUCCAAGCUUUGAGCAAGACAUCUUUCUCGGCGUGCCGUACGCCCAAGAUACCGGUGGGCAGAAUCGAUUCCGCGUUCCACAGUCCUUGAACGAGACAUGGAAUGGGACACGGGCGGCUAAGGCUUACGGCAACGCUUGCCCGGACUAUUAUUUAUCGGCUGAAGAACUGCAUGGUAUGAGCGAGAAUUGCCUCAGCAUCAACAUUGUGCGACCGGCUGAGGUCCGUGGUAGUAGUAACGGUAGUAGGACCACCUCGCCCCUCCCGGUGAUGCUAUGGAUCCACGGAGGUGGCUAUCAAUACGGCGGUAGCGGACAAUCCGUGUAUAACCUCACAUACCUUGUGCAGAAAUCGGUAGAAAUCGGCUUUCCCGUUAUCGGAGCUAGCAUUAACUAUAGAAAAGGUGGUUGGGGUAAUCUGUACUCUGUUGAAAUUCAGGGAUCUGGGAAUACCAACCUAGCACUGCGGGACAUGCGCAAAGCGCUAGCCUGGGUACAAGAAAAUAUUGAAGCCUUCGGAGGGGAUGCUUCAUCUGUGACAAUCUGGGGCCAAUCCGCCGGAUCAUUUGCCGUGGGCCAACUUUUGAUGAGCUAUGGCGGACGAACAGACGGCCUCUUCCAUCGUUCUAUCCAAGAGAGCGGGAGUGCGACGACAGCGUGGUGCAACGGGUCAGACUGGUACCAGCCUAUUUAUGACAACAUAGUCGAUCAGGCCAACUGUAACUUGGUUCCAGAUACACUUGAGUGCUUACGGACCAUCGACUACGAGACCCUUUAUCCGCUUCUGAACUCGUCAGUUAUCCCUGGCCCAGGAUUCUACCCUACUGUUGACGGCGAUGUGCUCCCCAACUACCCAUCAGAACUCUUGCGUGCCGGUCGGUUUGCACACGUGCCUCAUAUUUAUGGAACGGUAUCAGAUGACGGUACCGACAACGCCCCUUUCGGCAUUAAUACGGACGAGGACUUGCGGGACUUCCUGCUCCAUCACACGGGUUUCGGCUUCCCAGAAGCGACGGUUGAUCAUAUCCUGGAGCUAUAUCCGGACGACCCAGCGCAGGGAAUCCCUUUGAACACGGGAUCGGAACGCUUUGCGGAUUAUGGAUGGCAGUAUAAGCGGGUUGCGGCUAUCGUAGGCGACGUCUUCUACCACGGGCCACGACGUUUCGACACGCAGAACUACGCUCCGUUCUCGCCGACGUACGCGUAUAGAUUCAACACUCGGCCGUGGGAAAGCACACUCGCCAACACUACGGCGAUUGGCAAUCCCUUCAACGGGACCGGAGGGCUCGCACCCGCCUAUAAGGGCGUAGAGCACUUUAGCGAGGUACCUUUCGUCUUCGCUAAUCCAACGAUGCUGGGCCCGUGGCCAGAAUACCACAAGCUGAGCGACCAAGUAAGUAGCCAGUGGAUACGAUUCGCGCACACGGGCAAUCCGAAUGGUCCGGGAUUACCACAUUGGCCGCGAUACGAUAAGGGUAAAGACGGCCUUAAUCUAGUUUUGCAGACGGAGGCGCAGGGUGGAACGUAUGUAGAAGAGGACACAUACCGGUUAGCUGGGCGCGAGUAUCUGACGCAGUGGGCAAGAAGGAGGCACGUAUAAGAGUCUUCCGAUCGAAGGCCCGGUUGUAAUAACACCCUUAUUUAAUCCUAGUGAUAGGCAUAGGCCAGCUUACGGUUAAGAUAGUAGCCCCUAUUCAUGAUAAUAUAAAGUCUGGCCUGCGUUGACUAUUCACCUUCAGUAUUGUUUAUUAAGAGCCCAUUGUCGAUUCUAGAUGGUAUCAAAUGUGCACGACAGUCUGCCAAUCGGUUAAGCUUUUGUGUAGUACGAUGUGCAGUCUACCAAUGCAAACCGAAUAUAUAAUGUAGUUAUAUCGUAAUGUAUAUCAGAACCAUGGGACAAGUCGCAUGUUGCUUGCUUGCUGCUUAUUGUAAACUGACGUGUAAAUAGGCAGCAUAGGCGGUCAACGGUUUACUA
Daldinia decipiens is the source of this 2376-nucleotide messenger RNA. Its product is annotated as alpha/beta-hydrolase. The record is from RefSeq and is a predicted model, not a curated record. The transcript is spliced from 4 exons. Bases 283 to 2001 code for a protein of 572 amino acids. Lineage: Eukaryota; Fungi; Ascomycota; Sordariomycetes; Xylariales; Hypoxylaceae.